CCCCCUCACAACGCUUCGUCACACCCAUCGCUCAGUCGUCGUCGCACACUCGAGCUCACAUCUCCCAUCCACUCGUCCGCAAGCUCCCCUCACCCCCGCCGACACCUCCCCCGUCGCCAGCAAGGCUCACAACUCUCGGCCAGGAUGUCGCGCCUCCCGCCCCUCGUCAUCGACAAUGGUACGGGUUACACCAAGAUGGGCUUCGCAGGCAACUCGGAGCCCUCGUUCGUAUUCCCCACCGUGAUCGCGACCCACCAGACGUCGAGCGGCUCGAGCUCGUCAACUGCUGCUGCGCCCCGCGGCGGUCGCGCCCCUCCCCCUGUCGCCGGCAAGCCGAGCCAUCUCGCCUCCAAGCGCGGCAUUGAGGACCUCGACUUUUACAUUGGUGACGAGGCGGUCGCCAACUCGAAGACCUACUCCCUCCACUACCCCAUCCGCCAUGGUAUGAUCGACAACUGGGACCAGAUGGAGCGCUUCUGGGAGCAGUCCAUCUUCAAGUACCUCCGUGCUGAGCCAGAGGACCACUACGUGUUGCUUACCGAGCCCCCUCUCAACCCUCCUGAGAACCGUGAGAACACUGCCGAGAUCAUGUUCGAGUCGUUCAACGUGGCCGGUCUGUACAUUGCCGUGCAGGCCGUGCUCGCCCUCGCCGCCUCAUGGACGUCGUCCAAGGUCGCGGAGCGCACACUGACCGGUGUCGUCAUUGACUCUGGAGACGGUGUCACUCACACCAUCCCCGUUGCCGAGGGCUACGUUAUCGGCUCUUCCAUUAAACACAUCCCCAUUGCUGGUCGUGACAUUACCUACUUUGUCCAGCAGCUCCUCCGUGACCGCGGAGAAAGCGCCCAGAUCCCUCCUGAGGACCAGCUCCGCGUGGCCGAGAAGAUCAAGGAGGACUACACCUAUGUCUGCCAGGACAUUGUCAAGGAGUUCAAAAAGUACGACACGGACCCGUACCGCUACUUCGCGCGCUUUGCCGGCGAGCACAGCGUGACUGGAAGGAAAUACGACCUCGACGUCGGCUACGAGCGUUUCCUUGCCCCCGAAAUCUUCUUCAACCCCGAGAUCUACUCGUCCGACUUCCUGACGCCUCUCCCCGAGGUUGUCGACACUGUUAUCCAGACGUCGCCCAUUGACGUGCGUCGUGGGCUGUACAAGAACAUUGUGCUGUCUGGUGGUUCGACAAUGUUCAAGGACUUUGGCAAGCGCCUGCAGCGUGACGUCAAGGCGAUUGUCGACGGCCGUAUUGCCGGCAGCGAAGAGCGCUCUGGCUCAUUGAUGAAGUCGUCGGGCGUCGAGGUCAACGUUAUCAGCCACAAGAGGCAGCGCUACGCCGUGUGGUACGGUGGUUCGCUCAUGGCAUCCACGCCCGAGUUCUACAAUGUGUCGCACUCGCGUUCCGACUACGAGGAGUAUGGUCCCUCGCUGGUGCGCCGCUUCUCCGUGUUUGGCAGCGCUACGGGAUAGGCAAGGGGUUGUAGCAAACUGCAUAGAGAUGACUAGGGCUAGGGAAUGACAUGCAGUAGAAGUUGUGCGAG
Molecule: messenger RNA, 1538 nt
Organism: Vanrija pseudolonga
Lineage: Eukaryota; Fungi; Basidiomycota; Tremellomycetes; Trichosporonales; Trichosporonaceae
Gene: act2
Product: Actin-related protein 3
Exons: 6
Coding region: 145-1467 (440 amino acids)
Biological process (GO): Arp2/3 complex-mediated actin nucleation
Cellular component (GO): actin cortical patch; Arp2/3 protein complex
Molecular function (GO): actin filament binding
Source: RefSeq, a predicted model, not a curated record